Manihot esculenta (cassava) is the source of this 1230-nucleotide messenger RNA. RefSeq lists its product as uncharacterized. The transcript has 4 exons. Bases 1 to 1230 code for a protein of 409 amino acids. The record is from RefSeq and is a predicted model, not a curated record. NCBI's taxonomy places the organism in Eukaryota, Viridiplantae, Streptophyta, Magnoliopsida, Malpighiales, Euphorbiaceae.
AUGCCCUCUACAGUACUAAACGGUAAUACUCCUUAUAAUGUUCUCUUUCCUAAGAAGUUAUUAUUUCCUCUCGAACCACGAUUGUUUGACAGUACUUGCUAUGUUAGGAAUGUCAAACCUCAUGUGACUAAACUUGAUUCUAAAGCUUUGAAGUGUGUUUUCUUGGGAUAUUCUCGCCUUCAGAAGGGGUAUCGAUGUUACUCUCCAGACCUCAACAAGUAUCUGGUCUCAACAGAUAUAGUCUUUUCUGAGAAAGUUUCUUUUUAUCCUAUUGUACAAAUCUCUCUUGAUCAAGAGGAUGAUGAUGAGUGGCUCAUCUAUAGAAUCAUAUCUGAUGGUGGGACAUUUUCGAGUAUGCCUUCUGCUGCACAAUCUGAUGGUAACAUUCCUCCUAAUACUCAGCCUCCUAUUAACCCGUCAAUUAUUCAAGUUUACUCUCGAAAACCAGUACCUGAUAAUACAUGUCCUGCACCAGAAUCUUCUUCGCCAUCAGAUCCACCACCGACUGACCUUGACCUCCCCAUUAGUCUUCGUAAAGAUUCCAUUUCUUUGCCUAAGACAGUUAAAGAGGCCCUAGCUCAUUCUGAAUGGCGUGAUGCAAUAUUUGAGGAGAUCAAGGCUCUAGAUGAAAAUCAUACUUGGGAGCUAGUUGAUUUACCCUCUGGCAAGAAGGUUGUGGGCUGGAAUGAUAGUACAUGGAUCUCUUCUCUCAAGAACUACUUGCAUGUAAGUUUUCGUACCAAAGACUUGGGUCAGCUUAAGUAUUUCUUAGGAGUCCAAGUCUUGAGGAGUAAAAAGGGAAUUUUUCUAUCUCAAAUGAAGUAUGUCCUUGACUUACUUGCAGAAACUGGGAAGAUGGGAGCUAAAUCAUGUAGCACAACAAUGAUCCUAAUAUAUGUCUUACAAAAGAUGACAGAGACCCUUAUGAUGAUUCAGAGAGGGACUCCUGGACUCGGUAUACUCUACAGAGAUCAUGGGUAUACUACACUUGAGUGUUUUUCUGAUGCUGACUGGGCGGGAUCCAAAAGUAAUAGAAAGUCGACUACAAGCUACUGUGUAUUUGUUGGAGGAAACUUAGUGUCCUGGAAAAGUAAGAAGCAAAAUGGGGUAUCUAGAUCCAGUGUCGAGUCAGAAUAUAGUGCCAUGGCUCAAUCGUCUUGUGAGAUUUUGUGGAUAAAUAAUAUACUGAAGGAAGUUGGUAUGAAUGUUGCAUCACCCGCGAAACUUUGA